AUGGUAUGGCAUGAGGUGUGCACGGCUCUUGGUAGACAUGACUGGGUGCCCACCACGGUCGACACCUUGGUGACCUGGUGUCAGAGCAAGUUCAGCGCGGAUGGGCGGCCGCGAGACCACCGCACGAUCUUGGUGCUAGUCUGUUGGGAGUUAUGGAAGCAUAGGAAUGGUAUUGUGUUUGAUGGCGAGUCGCCCUCAUCCGCACGCAUCGGUACUAGAAUCUUGGAGGAGGGUAAGGCGUGGGCUGCAGCCGGUCUCCUUCAAGUCGGUGAAUUCCUUUUGUACAACUCUCAUUUCAGAUUCUUUGCAAGAAAACUUCUCUCUAAAUGGGAAGGACCAUAUAUUAUCAAGGAGGUUUACCGCUCUAGAGCUAUCAAGAUUAAUAAUGUUGAAGGUACUAACACGAGGGUGGUCAAUGGUCAAAGAAUUAAACACUAUAUCUCAGAUGAGGAGGAUGAAGAUGAACCUACUCCACCUCAUUUCCUGAAGGAUAACAAGGAAGCAUUAUGCAAGAGGAUAUUGAAGCUCGAGAUGGAGAACGAUGAGUUGAGGAUAGACAAUUUUACCCUUCGACAUAAGCUGGAAAAAGGGGAUAAAGCUACUAGCUCAUCACCACCUCCUCCUUCAUCACCAAAGGAGACUUGAGUUCAUGGUAUGGGCACUCCCCUUGGCUUUUGCCAAGCUUGGGGGAGGUGCCCCGGUGUCGUAUCACCACCACUAUCUUUGCCCUUAUUUAUCUUAGUUUGAUCCUUAGUUAUCUUUUGAAUUAGUUGAAUAAAAGUUUAGUUCAAAUCCUUUCUCUUCGAGUGUUUGCUUACUGAUCUAUCUAUGUAAUCGUGUGCGAGAUAUAUAAUAAAGAUUAGUUCAAGUUU
Messenger RNA from Triticum dicoccoides, 872 nucleotides. RefSeq lists its product as uncharacterized. Lineage: Eukaryota; Viridiplantae; Streptophyta; Magnoliopsida; Poales; Poaceae. The transcript has 3 exons. Bases 1 to 645 code for a protein of 214 amino acids. The record is from RefSeq and is a predicted model, not a curated record.